AUGUUCGAGGUCCCUGACGCAAAGCGGGUUCGGCGUGAAGACCUGUAUGAUGAGCUGGCGUCGGACAGCGACCGCGCCAGCCAGGAUGAGGAGGCGGCCAGGGAGCUGCGAGGCAAGUUGAGUGCCCAGCUGUCCGGCCUGCUGGACUUUGACUUCUCCUCAGAUGAAAGGGCGGCCCAGCCGGCCAAAGAAGCCAGGUCUCAGGAGCAGGCUGGAAAUGGUAACGCUGGGGCCGAGGACGCAGACGCCGAUGAACCUGAUGAGCUUGCUUUUGAGUUCAGACUCUUCCGUGACGAGGCCCCCACCCACACCAUUGUCAUCGACCAGCAUGACGACCAAAAAGCGUCGGGCGAAGGGGCAUUUGUCGUCCCCAAACGGCCCAUGUCCUAUUAUAUGACCGAGGGGCCAGACAGUGAUGCUUUGAACCGCAUCAGGUCUGCCGCCGUAACACCUGAUUUCAUCUUCGCAGAUGCGAAACGAAGACGGUGGGGGCUAGAGAAGCCGUGGCGAGUCACUCAUAUCACUAUUACAGCGAAGGGUGGUCCCCAGGUGGAACCAAAAGAGGACGAUCUCACAGAAGGCAAGAGGAAACGGCCAGGGAAGAAGAGGAGGAUCAUCCUGCGCACGCGGGCCAAGGCGAAGGCAGAAAAGGAGGAGGCCGCAAAGAAGACCCUCCUGGACAAGGAAGAACACCUGAAAGAGAAGAAGAAACGGCUCAACCGCGAGAAGAAGCUGAAGCGCAGGGCCAAGGAGAAGGAGAAGAAGGCUGCCACCAAGGGAGACGGCCAGAACGCGCCUACUGAGGCCGCACCCGACAGCACAGACGGUGAUGAUUCGGAGGCUUAG
This is a messenger RNA of Neoarthrinium moseri, 846 nucleotides long. RefSeq lists its product as uncharacterized. Bases 1 to 846 code for a protein of 281 amino acids. NCBI's taxonomy places the organism in Eukaryota, Fungi, Ascomycota, Sordariomycetes, Amphisphaeriales, Apiosporaceae. The record is from RefSeq and is a predicted model, not a curated record. The transcript has 2 exons.